CUUCAUGAAAAGCUCGGCGUUGCUUCUUCUGAUCUCUCCCAACUCCCUCACACUCCAAUCUCUAAAUAGAAUCAUUUCGUGUCCUUAUUUCCAAUUAAUCUACAUUACAUCCACACAACGCCCCUCUCUUUUCCUUCCUUCUUUUUCCUCCAAAUCUUCGCCUUCCUACGAUACCAAAUUGUGGUUAUCAGAGGGGAGAAAGCAGAGAUGAAGGGGAUGAAAGGCAGGAUCCUGAAGAAGCUCAAGUCCAUCCCCCAUGUCGGAUACCUCAAACAAGGCCGAAUCCUCCACGUGAAUGCCUCCGAUGGGUUGCUCGAUGACUCCCCUCCUCCCAACCCCGGCCGGAUUCUCCGCAAUCUCCCGGUCACCAGAGAAGAAGACCCCGACUCCAAAAUCUCCACACCCUCCCAACCUGAAAUCAUCGACGUGGAUGAGCUCAUGAGAGAUCUCGAAGACGAGGAACCGGAGCUCAGCAGUGGAAAUAAAGAGAAUAUCAGACCGGUGUCGCCGCCUAAAUACCCGGCUUCGUGGAAGAAGAAACCAGAGAACUCCAUCCAGUCCAAAACCGAAAACUAUAAUUCCGAUCUCGACAUGCCCACCUUCCGACGGCCGGACCUCAAUUCCGACACCCUGUUCGACCCCGACCUUCUCGCUGCAUUCGAGCAGGCAGUGAUGGACCAUAUACAAAGCUAUGAGGAAUCUAGCAGCAGGGCCAGGGCACCAAAAGAAGAAGAAGAAGAAUCCCAUAUAGAUGAAGAGCCUCCAUCAAAAGUUCCUCGCAAAAGUGAGGACUACUUUAAUCCACUGAUGGAAUGCGAGGAGAGGUGCUGCCCUCCAGGAGGGAUGGGAGCUAUAGUUCUGUACACGACGACCCUCCGAGGAGUGAGGAAGACCUUCGAGGACUGCAACAGCGUCCGGUUUCUGCUUCGGAGCUUGAAACUGUUGUUCUUGGAGAGAGAUGUAUCGAUGCACAUGGAAUUCAGGGAGGAGCUUUGGAGAGUGUUAGGGGGCCGGACGAUCCCCCCGAGGCUCUUCAUAAAGGGGAGAUAUAUAGGAGGGGCUGAUGAGGUGCUGGGGCUUCAUGAGCAGGGGAAGCUGCUGCCUUUGGUGCAGGAUUUGCCGCUGGACCGGUCGGGUGGAGUGGCCUGCGAGGGGUGCGGUGGGGUGAGGUUCAUGAUGUGCUCCGAGUGUAGUGGCAGUCGCAAGCUUUAUCAUGAUGAGAAUGUGAUGCACAUCCAAUGCAGUCAUUGCAAUGAGAAUGGUUUGAUACUAUGCCCCAUUUGUUGCUGAACAUGCUGGGUUUUCUUGCCUUUGGAGAUCUCGCCAGAGAUUCUAAAUUCUUUUGAUGGUCAUUUUGCUGCAUCAUGUGUACUGUUCGUGGGUAUGUAUGUGCAAAGGUUUUCGAAUAUGUUUGAAAUGGUACGGCAAUUUUGCUUGAUCUACUUCCUCUCAAAAAUUUCGCUAGA
This is a messenger RNA of Elaeis guineensis (African oil palm), 1466 nucleotides long. RefSeq lists its product as uncharacterized. NCBI's taxonomy places the organism in Eukaryota, Viridiplantae, Streptophyta, Magnoliopsida, Arecales, Arecaceae. The record is from RefSeq and is a predicted model, not a curated record.